AUGUACCAGUAUACUUUUCUCCCGUUCGGAUUGCAUGUGUCGUCCGGUUUUUUUCAAUCGGCAACAGAUAGUGUAAUAAAAGGACUCGACAGUGUGCUUGCAUAUCAAGAUGACCUCCUUAUUUUCGGCCUUAACAAGAAAGAAUACGAUGCCCGUCUUACGCAGCUACUGGAACAAUUCGUCGCCAGUAACGUGGCUAUCAAGCCGUCCAAAUGUGUGUUUGGUGUGAGUGAGUUGGAGUUUCUAGAAUCCACAGUUGAUGCUCGUGGAUUGCGUUCCGAUCCGACACGUUUCAAACCAUGA
This is a messenger RNA of Echinostoma caproni, 303 nucleotides long. The record is from the annotation of a GenBank genome assembly. NCBI's taxonomy places the organism in Eukaryota, Metazoa, Platyhelminthes, Trematoda, Plagiorchiida, Echinostomatidae.